AUGGCCAGCUGUGAUAACAGAAAAUGGGACCCAUAUGAGACCUCGCAGAAAAGGGAUUUUGUUAGCAGACCCAGUUCACUGAUUCCAGUUUUACGACCACAUACAUCCAAGGCCUGUAGAAAUCCAUAUGCUUUGGCUGAUCCCAUUGGUGUAACUGCAUAUACUGAAGACUUUUCCUGGAAACCUCCAACUAAGCCUGAGUGUAUCCGGACCGGGACAGCCUCUGGCAACAGGAGAAACAACCCACACCCAAGCCAGGGUUUUUUGGUUUGGAGGCAUCCCCCUGGAUGGAAACUUUGUGAAAACCCCCCAUCUGAGGAUGAAGUCAGAAAUGCUCAGUCUUCUCAGUACAAGUCAACAUACAGGACUGACUUUUUGGGCAUCCCUCAAGGGAUUAUGAUGAACCGUAGAGCCCUAGAUCCUAUGAAAAAUAUUCCUGUGCUUCCUCAAUGCAUCCAGACAGAGAUGAGAUACAACUAUCGUAAGCCUGUUCACAGACCUGAAUUUCGGGGAAACAUAUCCCGCAGUGAGGCACCAAAGGGGAUAGUCCCCACAGUAAUUCCAAAGCAUAUCACUAACCAGGAACACAUGAAGUCCUUGACCACUUAUGACCGGCAUUUCAGUGGUAAAUCCACAGACUUUGCUUCAGUGCUCAGUUCUCUCCAGCCUGAGGAACUCCUACACUUUUACAAGCAUUUACCUGAAAAGGAAAAAAUCGUGGUGCAAAAAUUUUUGCAAAAAAACCCAAGUCACCCUGGUCAAGAAAAGAAAGUUAUGCAGCCAGUGGCAUUCACGCAACCUCCUACAGUGCUAGACAGGAUAUCUGUCUGGCCUGGGCCUCUGUGA
Molecule: messenger RNA, 846 nt
Organism: Neoarius graeffei (lesser salmon catfish)
Lineage: Eukaryota; Metazoa; Chordata; Actinopteri; Siluriformes; Ariidae
Product: testis-expressed protein 26-like
Exons: 7
Coding region: 1-846 (281 amino acids)
Cellular component (GO): cytoplasm
Source: RefSeq, a predicted model, not a curated record